GGCGGGGCCACAGUGCGAGCCGGCGCCCGGCGCCCACCAAGCUGCAGCCGCUAACGUGCGGCGCCUGUCCCCGCCGUCCCCGCAUCGCGCACUGGUUCCCCUGCGGGCCGAGCCUCAUCGGCUACGGUCCAGGUUUUCUUUAUUUUUAUUUUUUGGAUGCAUUCAUUUUCUGUUCUGUCUCGUCCCUUCUAAGGUGGCGGCGACGGCGACAGCAGCGUAGGCGCGCGCUGGGAGGGGGCGGCCGGAGAAUGCAGCGCCUGGCUGCUGCUCGGCUCGGGUCGGAGCGUCAAGCAGGGUGAAGUUUCCAGGCUGGGGCCUCAGCAGCAGGAGGUCCCUCCAGCACUCUGAAGAGUGGAGCUUUGAGAUCAGGUGUCUGUGGGUUGUGUUCUUGAGAAUCACAAGUGAUGGUGUGCACAGUGGAUGAGUGGGGCCCUGCACGACUGGUUGGCUCAGUGGAGCUGGUAGCUGUGCUUGCUGGCGGCCGGGCGUGAACCUCAGGACCUCGACGUCUCACUCCAAGAGGGAAACAUGUCUAAAAAGGGCCGUGGCAAGGGUGAGAAGCCUGAGGCGGAGACGGACUCUGUGCAGAUGGCCAAUGAAGAGCUACGCGCCAAGCUGACCAACAUCCAGAUCGAGUUCCAGCAGGAGAAGAGCAAGGUGGGCAAGCUGCGGGAGCGUCUGCAAGAGGCCAAGCUGGAGCGUGAGCAAGAGCAGCGGCGCCACACGGCCUAUAUCUCGGAACUCAAGGCCAAGCUACAUGAGGAGAAGACGAAGGAGCUGCAGGCGCUGCGUGAGGCGCUCAUCAGGCAGCACGAACAGGAGGCAGCGCGGACCGCCAAGAUCAAGGAGGGCGAGCUGCAGCGGCUGCAGGCCACGCUGAAUGUGCUGCGCGAUGGCGCCGCAGACAAAGUCAAGACCGCGUUGCUGGCCGAGGCGCGCGAGGAGGCGCGCAGGACCUUUGAUGGCGAGCGCCAGCGGCUGCAGCAGGAGAUCCUGGAGCUGAAGGCGGCGCGCAAACAGGCCGAGGAGGCACUCAGCAACUGCAUGCAGGCGGACAAGGCCAAGGCUGCCGACCUGCGCGCCGCGUACCAGGCGCACCAAGAUGAGGUGCACCGCAUCAAGCGGGAGUGUGAGCGUGACAUCCGCAGACUGAUGGACGAGAUCAAAGGGAAGGAGCGGGUGAUCCUGGCCCUGGAGAAGGAGCUUGGUGUGCAGGCUGGGCAGACCCAGCGGCUGCUGCUGCAGAAGGAGGCCCUGGAUGAGCAGCUGGUCCAGGUCAAGGAGGCUGAACGCCACCACAGCAGCCCAAAGAGGGAGCUCCCUCCUGGCAUUGGUGACAUGGCGGAGCUUAUGGGUGGCCAGGAUCAACAUAUGGAUGAGCGAGAUGUGAGGCGAUUUCAGCUGAAAAUUGCUGAACUGAAUUCAGUGAUUCGGAAGCUGGAAGACAGGAACACCCUGCUGGCCGAUGAGAGGAAUGAACUGCUGAAGCGCUCUCGAGAGACGGAGGUGCAGCUGAAGCCUCUGGUGGAGAAGAACAAGCGAAUGAACAAGAAGAACGAGGAUCUGCUGCACAGCAUCCAGAGGAUGGAGGAGAAACUCAAGAGCCUCACAAGGGAGAAUGUGGAGAUGAAAGAAAAGCUGUCUGCUCAGGCCUCGCUGAAGCGACACACAUCCCUGAAUGACCUCAGCCUGACCAGGGAUGAGCAGGAGAUCGAGUUCCUGAGGCUGCAGGUGCUGGAACAGCAGCAUGUCAUCGACGACCUCUCACUGGAAAGAGAACGCCUGCUGCGCUCCAAGAGGCAUCGAGGAAAGAGCCUGAAGCCCCCCAAGAAGCAUGUUGUGGAGACAUUUUUUGGAUUUGACGAGGAGUCCGUGGACUCGGAAACAUUGUCAGAGACAUCCUACAACACAGACAGGACAGACCGGACCCCAGCCACGCCGGAAGAGGACUUAGAUGAGACCACAACCAGAGAAGAGGCUGACCUGCGGUUCUGCCAGCUGACCAGGGAGUACCAGGCCCUGCAGAGGGCUUAUGCCCUGCUUCAAGAGCAGGUGGGGGGGACACUGGAUGCUGAGAGGGAGGCCAGGACUCGGGAGCAGCUUCAGGCUGAUCUGCUGAGGUGCCAGGCCAAAAUCGAGGACUUGGAGAAGCUGCUGGUUGAGAAGGGACAGGAUGCUGCAUGGGUAGAGGAGAAGCAGGUACUCAUGAGGACAAACCAGGACCUGCUGGAGAAGAUUUACAGGAUGGAAAUGGAGGAGAACCAGCUGAAGAGUGAAAUGCAAGACGCCAAGGACCAGAACGAGCUGUUAGAAUUCAGAGUGCUAGAACUCGAAGAGAGAGAGCGGAGGUCGCCAGCCUUUAACCUCCAAAUCACCACCUUCCCCGAGAACAACAGCAGCGCUCUCCAGCUAUUCUGUCACCAGGAAGGAGUAAAGGGUGUGAAUAUCUCUGAACUUAUGAAGAACUUAGAUAUCCUUGGCGAUAACGGGAAUUUGAGGAAUGAAGAGCAGGUUGCAGUAAUCCAAGCGGGAACUGUGCUUGCCCUGUGUGAAAAGUGGCUGAAGCAGAUAGAGGGAACAGAGGCGGCCCUCACCCAGAAGAUGAUAGACCUGGAGAAGGAGAAGGACCUGUUCAGCAGGCAGAAGGGCUACCUGGAGCAGGAACUGGACUACCGGAAGGAAGCCCUUGACCAGGCCUACCUGGUAGGACCAGAAAAAAUCCAGGACCUGGAGGCCACCUUGUACAAUGCAUUGCAGCAGGAGCCAGGGCGGAGGGCCAGCGAGGCACUGAGUGCCAGCCAGCGAGAGGACCUCCAGGCAGCUGUAGAGAAGGUUCGCAGACAGCUCCUGCGUCAGAGCCGAGAAUUUGACAGCCAGAUCCUGAGGGAGCGAAUGGAGCUGCUGCAGCAGGCCCAGCAGAAAAUCCGGGAGCUGGAGGGCAAGCUGGAGCUGCAGAGGCGCCAGCUCAAGGAGCUGGAGGAGAAGCAUUCAUUCUGUGGCCUUGACGACUCCCAUGCGCCGAGAACUCGGGCUAGACAAAGAGCUUUUGGAAUCACCUGAGUCCCCGUGGCACCCCAUCCUCACUCAAACCAAAAUUCAACAGUGCAACAAGCUAUUCAAAGCCCGGAGCCUGAACACAGAACUUAUGCACACUUGACAGUCACUUAAAGGGGAGGCCUGGGAACCUGGCCAGCCUCUACUGUGGAGCUCUGCAGGACAAUGGCAAACCUCCCCAGUGUCCCCACUGUGACAUCUUCAAGAGCCAAAGGCUAAGAUGGAUCUGGAUGGCAGGAAUUUAAGUGCAAUUAGCAGAAACCCAGGGCAGGAGAGCUGCUGCCUUGGGGGACAGGUGCAAGCCCUGUCCCCAUGCUGUGUGCCUCCCCGAGGGCACUCUGUGUGCCUAGAUGGAUACAGACGCUUCCUGUGCCCUGUGUACAUAAAUCUCCAUGGACUGGGUGUGUUCUUCUGGAGUCUGUCUGCCAGAGCAACCAACAAAACCUCUGACUCCAUGCACAGCUGGACUUGCAGCUGACAGCCAGCAAAAGAGAGUUAGAAUUGCCAAUGUGGGGACCCUGUAGAGUGUAGAUUUCUGAGGAGAGCUGAAGGUCCCUUCACACAUAGGUGUGACCCUGCAUAAGUCCCAGAGCAUGGCCGAGCCUCAGACCAGGGGAGAGUGAGGAUUGAGAGGGCAGACCCAAGGUGUCUGUUGUAAUUUGUAGGGGCAUCCUAAAAAGGAACCCAGGCUGGUAGAACAGUAGUCAGAGGCUCUGAGUUCUGAGGUCUGAGGCCAGGGCACCCUUUUACCACAGAGCCUUCACUGCCCAGGAUCCUCAGUAGAGAGCAGAGUCAUCUCCUCAGGUGUUGGAGCCUCCCCAGAGCACAGGGGGUAGAAGAGGGGUGGUGCACCCUAAUUUUACUGAGAGCUAGAUGCUAGAAGUUGUCUUCCGGAGGAAAUUCCUCAUGAAGUAACUUUAGUGUGCUCCUGUCAAUCUAGGGCAGGUACAGUGGGUCACCUCCAAAAGGUAUCUGCCCAUGUGGCUACAUUCUCCCAAACUUGGGGUGGGGAGAAUGUUAGCCAUCAGAUUUACAGAGUGAAAAAAAGGACAGGCUAUUGAAUCUGUGGAGGAGCUUGUGAUGAGUUGAGAUACGUGAUGUAGUGGCAUCAGGCCGGAUGAAGCCUCUUGCUGUGUAGUUAUUGGACCAAUUGGGUGGCACCAUGAUUUUCUGUAAGCAAGCAGAAAAGACUGGAGUUCAGAUCUGGUCCAUUGAGGGAACUAUGAUGCAGGGACCUGACAGCGUAUGGAAGCCAGAUCCAAAGACAGAAAGAAGCAAGGACAGUGCUACGGGCUUUCCAGACAGGAGGUCGUUUCAGAAGAUGUGAAGCCUCAAGAUUGAAGCAAACACACCAGAUGGCUCAGAAGUGUUCAUUCUCUGCUGAAAUCUGAAUCCCCUAACACCUAUGACACACAAGCUCAGCCUCUGUGACUUACCAAUACCCACUAGCUUAAUUAAAUUCCAAGGAACCUA
Messenger RNA from Meriones unguiculatus (Mongolian gerbil), 4527 nucleotides. It is a transcript of the gene Jakmip1, whose product is annotated as janus kinase and microtubule interacting protein 1. The coding region runs from base 529 to 3060 and encodes 843 amino acids. Gene Ontology annotation, molecular function: GABA receptor binding; microtubule binding; kinase binding. The record is from RefSeq and is a predicted model, not a curated record. NCBI's taxonomy places the organism in Eukaryota, Metazoa, Chordata, Mammalia, Rodentia, Muridae. The transcript is spliced from 23 exons.